AUGAGUUAUUGUACCCUUUCUAAAGAACAAUUAAGUCAGAAAAAGUGUCUUCCAUGUGAAGGAGGAAUACCAAAACUAUCAAAUACAGAAUCUGAAGAAUUAUUAAAGAAUUUAAAUGAAAAUUGGAGAAUCAUUUACAAGGAUAAUGAAGCAUAUAUGGUAACAAGAAAAUGGAGAAUACCUUUUCCAAAGGGUCUCGAAUUAAUGUCACAGAUCGGAGCUUUAGCCGAGGACGAGAACCAUCACCCCGAUAUGUCCAUCAAUAUUUCAACACAUUUAAUUAUCCCAAGACAAGAAUAUUCGAGAAAGGAAUGA
Cavenderia fasciculata is the source of this 315-nucleotide messenger RNA. RefSeq lists its product as uncharacterized. Gene Ontology annotation, molecular function: 4-alpha-hydroxytetrahydrobiopterin dehydratase activity. NCBI's taxonomy places the organism in Eukaryota, Evosea, Eumycetozoa, Acytosteliales, Cavenderiaceae. Gene Ontology annotation, biological process: tetrahydrobiopterin biosynthetic process. Bases 1 to 315 code for a protein of 104 amino acids. The record is from RefSeq and is a predicted model, not a curated record. The transcript is spliced from 5 exons.